CUUCAGUCCGUCUGUCUCCAGUAAUCAGCAUGACCGGGUCGAAAUACCCUCACCUCGUCUGAUCAUGAAGCUCUCUCUCUUCGUUCCCGCCCUCACUGCCGCCGCGGUUCUCGCUGCGCCGUCCGCCCUCCAGGCGCGCGACAACGACGACGACUGCUAUGUCGCCACCCAUGGGUUCUCGUACCCGGACAAGGAGCAGUACCAGCGCAAUCUCAUGGACGCCUGCCUGGCGGACGACGCCGCGGUCACCGGCAGCAACCUCUGGGGCAACAAGGCCUGUGUUGCGGCUGCCAUGAGCUUCAAGAACAUCUGGCCUGAAACCGUCCGUGGCCUCGCGGCGUGCAAGAACUCGGACGAGAUCGCGCUCGACCAGCAGCCCAGCCUGGACUACAACAUCUACGCCAGCAUCGUCGGCGACUGCGCCUGGGCGGAGGGCGGCUGCCCCGUCACGCAGCAGAACUUCAUCGACUUCAUCUACAGCACCCUCAGCGAGAUCGGCUCGGGUGACUUCCCCAGCAGCGUCGACACCCUCCUCUCGAACGGCUGGCAGCCUAUCCUCAAGUGGGCCAACACCGAGGACAGCCUGCCCUACGGCAACUUCAACGACUUCUUGCACUACUCGUAAAGGUACUACUUAGUCGAGGGAGUCGCGGCGUCGCUGCCCUAGGUCAACAAUGUGACCGUACCUCCGAGUCCCUUUCAAGGACUUUCGCGAACUUUGUUAUUUCUGAUGGUUAUAUAGCGGGUGUAAUCGCGAUUUGCAGUUAGUCUACAGGUCCAGUUACUGUAUACUAUUCUGCGCACAUGUUAACAUAUUGUGGCU
Schizophyllum commune H4-8 is the source of this 823-nucleotide messenger RNA. RefSeq lists its product as uncharacterized. The transcript is spliced from 5 exons. Bases 65 to 625 code for a protein of 186 amino acids. NCBI's taxonomy places the organism in Eukaryota, Fungi, Basidiomycota, Agaricomycetes, Agaricales, Schizophyllaceae. The record is from RefSeq and is a predicted model, not a curated record.